Messenger RNA from Castor canadensis (American beaver), 1705 nucleotides. It is a transcript of the gene Nprl2, whose product is annotated as NPR2 like, GATOR1 complex subunit. The record is from RefSeq and is a predicted model, not a curated record. Lineage: Eukaryota; Metazoa; Chordata; Mammalia; Rodentia; Castoridae. Gene Ontology annotation, biological process: negative regulation of TORC1 signaling; cellular response to amino acid starvation; positive regulation of autophagy. Gene Ontology annotation, molecular function: GTPase activator activity. Gene Ontology annotation, cellular component: vacuolar membrane; GATOR1 complex.
GAAUCCCUUCGCACAUUGUCUCCCCAAGUGCCGCAAGCAGGCUGCCUCUCCACGGUAGGGCUUUGCUAUCCUCACCUGAAGCGCCAACCCGACGCAAUGGUUUCCUCCAAAUUAAGAGGGAUAAUCGAGUCCCUGCCGCGCGUGCCGUCACUCAGUCGCGGAGACGCUUCACUUCCGGGUGCGACGCCUAUCCACCCGGGACUUCCUGGGACGAGCCCCCCAGCCCCCGGCCACGCCUCUGAGUAGCAUGCGCAAGCGCAGUUGAGCAGACCGCUUCCCUGGAGGGUGGAGUGUGUGCGCGCUAGCCUAGGUUGACCUACUUGCCCAGGCCUCUGUGCUCUCUGACAAGGGUCACAGGGUUUGGGACGCUUCUGCGCGAGGGACAAGGGGCUACGGACUAGGUACCGACUAACACCAUGGGCAGCAGCUGCCGCAUCGAAUGCAUAUUCUUCAGCGAGUUCCACCCCACGCUGGGACCCAAGAUCACUUAUCAGGUCCCUGAGGACUUCAUCUCCCGGGAGCUGUUUGAUACAGUCCAAGUGUACAUCAUCACCAAGCCAGAACUACAGAACAAGCUUAUCACUGUUACGGCCAUGGAAAAGAAGCUGAUCGGUUGCCCUGUGUGCAUAGAACACAAGAAGUACAGCCGCAAUGCCCUCCUCUUCAACCUGGGCUUCGUGUGUGAUGCCCAGGCCAAGACCUGUGCCCUCGAACCCAUUGUUAAAAAGCUGGCUGGCUACCUGACCACACUGGAGCUAGAGAGCAGCUUUGUGUCCACGGAGGAGAGCAAGCAGAAGUUGGUGCCCAUCAUGACCAUCUUACUGGAGGAGCUAAAUGCCUCUGGCCGAUGUACUCUGCCCAUUGAUGAAUCCAACACCAUCCACUUGAAAGUGAUUGAGCAGCGGCCAGACCCUCCUGUGGCCCAGGAGUAUGACGUGCCUGUCUUUACCAAGGACAAAGAGGAUUUCUUCAACUCACAGUGGGACCUCACCACACAACAGAUCCUUCCCUACAUUGAUGGUUUCCGACAUGUCCAAAAGAUCUCUGCUGAGGCAGAUGUGGAGCUCAAUCUGGUGCGCAUCGCCAUCCAGAACCUGCUGUACUAUGGUGUUGUGACACUGGUGUCCAUCCUCCAGUAUUCCAAUGUGUACUGCCCGACACCCAAGGUUCAGGACCUGGUAGAUGACAAGUCCCUGCAGGAGGCAUGUCUAUCCUACGUGACUAAGCAAGGGCACAAAAGGGCCAGUCUCCGGGAUGUAUUCCAGCUGUACUGCAGCCUGAGCCCUGGCACCACUGUGCGAGAUCUCAUUGGCCGCCACCCCCAACAGCUGCAGCACGUUGAUGAACGGAAGCUGAUCCAGUUCGGGCUUAUGAAGAAUCUCAUCCGACGACUACAGAAAUAUCCAGUGCGGGUGUCCCGGGAGGAGCGCAGCCACCCUGCCCGGCUUUACACAGGCUGCCACAGCUAUGAUGAGAUCUGCUGCAAGACAGGAAUGAGCUACCAUGAACUGGAUGAACGGCUGGAAAACGACCCCAACAUCAUCAUCUGUUGGAAGUGAGGCUGGCUACCUGGAGAGGGCAUAUUGCUGUGUCUGCUCCCUCCUGCUAAGAUCUGCCUGGUACAUGGGGCUAGACAAGUAGACUAGUCCAUAAUAACCUGGAAGUUGACCCUCAGUUCUGUAAAUAAAGUCAUUAAUUUCAACCU